AUGGUUGUACUUUACAAGCCUAAAGCUGUAUUACUGCAUAAAGAAUUGGAGAGGACAUUGAUGCAACCUAGUGGAGACUUUAGUCCAGAUAUACCUAUAGCUGAACAAGCAACCUGUUUACCCUAUGAUGCAAAAUGGGAGUUUCCGAAAAAGAGGCUCAGACUAGGAAUGGUAUUAGGUCAAGGAAAUUUUGGUCGUGUCAUAAAGGCGGAAGCUAUUGGUAUAUUGGAAAAUGAAAUUGGUUCAACAGUUGCCGUAAAAACGGCUAAAGAUUGCACAGAUAAAGAACAAAUGAUUGCUCUGAUGUCAGAGCUCAAGAUAAUGAUACAUCUUGGUCAGCAUCUUAACAUUGUAAAUUUAUUGGGAGCCGUGACCAAUCAAAUUAGGCAUGGUGAAUUAAUGGUGAUAAUUGAAUACUGUCAUUUUGGAAAUCUUCGUAACUACUUGAUUAAAAAGAAAGAAACGUUUGAGGACCAAAUAGACGAUAAAAUACCAGAUAAUCUUACUAACAGACCUUUAGAGGAUACACAUUGUCCUCUUUUGACCACAAAGAAUCUCAUGUGCUGGACUUUCCAAGUUGCAAGAGGAAUGGAAUACUUGGCUUUCAAAAAGUACAUUCAUAGAGAUUUAGCAGCUAGGAAUAUUCUGUUAGCACAACAUAAUGUUGUGAAGAUCUGUGAUUUUGGACUUGCCAAAGACUGCUAUAAAAAUCCUGAGUAUCAUAAAAAGGGGGAUGGACCAGUUCCAGUGAAAUGGAUGGCAAUUGAGUCUUUGACACAUCAAAUCUACACCACUAAAAGUGACGUUUGGUCCUACGGUGUGUUUUUAUGGGAAAUAUUUUCUUUAGGCGGUACACCCUACCCUGGCAUUGAAAUCAACGAAAAAUUUAUCAAGUUACUAAAGGAUGGUUAUGUGAUGGAGAAACCAGAAUAUUCGUCAGAUGAAUUGUAUAAAGUCAUGAAAGCAACAUGGAGGACCGAACCAGACGAAAGACCAACUUUUACACAGUUAGCCUGUCAAAUGGGAGAUUUAUUAGAAGCUGACGUUAAACAGUAUUACUUGAAUUUAUAUACAUCCAAUUACCUUACGAUGGUGGAUGAAGACAAGGCAGAAGAUAUAUCGAGAAAAGGAGCGUGCGGAUAUGAUAGUAUUCUGAUAAUGAAAGGUGAACUGUCGCACUAUACAAAAAUGGAGCAAGUUCCACCUCAUCCGACUGAUCAGUCCAUUGAAGAUAUCGACUGUGACAAAAAGGAGAAUUCUAGUGCCGUCGAACUUCAAUCAUUGAGAGUAAAUGAAGAGAGUGAAAACAUCAUAUCACGUCAAGCAAGUACAAUUGAACAACGUCAUCAAUAUAUUAAUACUUCCUCAUACUGCCAAAGAAAUGAUGACACAGUUACUGAAAAUGCGAAUGCACAUGUCCCUGUUUCCACACUAAUGAGUAAGGAGAAGAUCGAUAUCUGAUAACAAAACGGGACCAGACGACGAAACGGGAAAUUUAUGAAUAGCAAAGAAAGAAAAAUUUUGUGAACAAAGGAGAUAACUCAUGGUCUAUGGAUUAAAAAGAAGUAAUUCAGGAGUGUCAUUAAAUCUCUUUUUUUAUACAAUUUUGUAAUAGUUUGUGAACACUAUCAUUGCUCAAUUUGUUCAUGACUUUAUAAAGUAUGAUAAUACACUAAUGUAAGCAGCAGACAAAGGAGUAGGUCCAGUAAGACCCCUUUUUGGCCAAAAAUAUAGCGGUUUUACAACAUUAUUAAAAUGUAAACUUUUAUUUAUAGGUAAGUAAAUUGCUUCUGCUACAUAAAUAUGGGCUGUUUUUGACAACAAAAUGCACGUAUAUCGUGUACUAGUAUCAUUAAGUCAUGCAAAUUGACUGAAAUCGUCACAAUUUUCGCAUUUUAGUUAAAUUCUAGACAGUUUCCGUCUAAAUGAAAGUGGCCGCAUUUGUGUUCAUUCUUAAUAUUGAAUUGUAAGUUGUAUUCAAUAAUAAUACAUAACAUAUAUAAAGGUUGAGGGUGAACACGGAUGCGGCAACUUUCAUUUUGGACAAAAACCAUCCACAUCUGACAUUUUGUGGCAUAGUUGAUAAAUUUUUGUCCCCGAGGAUAUCAUAUGCCCAGUAGUCAACACGUCGAUGUUGACAUGAAAAUCAAUACUGUUGUCAUUUUUAUAAAUUUCCUGUUUACAAAACUUGGAAUUUUUCGACAAAAUGAGGAUUUUCUUAUCCUGAUCAUAGAUUACCUUAGCCGUAUUUGGCACAACGUUUUGGAAUUUUGGAUCCUUAACGUUCUCCAAAUGUUUACUUGUUUGGCUUUAUAAAUAUUUCGAUAUAAGCGUCACUGAUGAGUCUUAUGUAGAUAAAACCCACUUCUGGCGUACUAAAUUAUAGUCCUGGUACCUUUGAUAACUAUUUUAUAGUUAAGAUUGAAUCGGAGCGUUUUUCAUGACUAAACCAGAUAAAAAUCUUUCACAUGAACUAAUUGAAUCAACUGAAAUAGACACGUGAGGAAUUAAAAAGUAUCAAAUUUUUUUCGUUAGAUGAACCUGAUAUUUGAGGCCAAAACCGGCAUUUCCGAACCAACUCAUUUAAAAGCAAAAUAAUUCAUAAACAUGAAAAGAUUGAAUUGUUUUUUUAUGUAAAUAGCUACCUUUGUUUAGAGCGGCACUUAUGAGUUUUAUGUAGACGAAACUCUCGUCUGGCGAAAUACACUAGUUCAAUCCUGGUAUCUAUGAUGAGUUACGUAACCCAAGAAUUCAAUUGUCCAUGUGAACUUUGGCAACGAAAACACAGUUUUUCCUCAAUCCACAAAUAUAAAUGAAUCCACAGUCUUUCAUUUCCCGUACAUAUCUCCUGUAAUUAUACUUCACGUUAUAAUGCCAUAUUUUGAUUGGCUUAUACGUGGAUGUUAAUUUACUCUAUCACAUGGCUGAGCGGAUAACAAUUUGUUUAAUGUCACCCUCUCGGCUAGAACAAUCAAAAAUCAAUAAUGUAAAGGACAACAAACUGAAUUUUCAUCAAUUUAUGAAAGAAAUGUCAAAGUUCUACAUUAAGGCUAAGAUUCUAUUAUUUGACUGUCUAAAUAAAAAAAAACAUCUUGCUUCACUUCUGUUGAUUUUUAUAUUACCUAACGUUGUUAUGUAUGGGACAUCCUAAUAUUACUUUAAAAUACAACUCAUCUGUAAAAGGCAAUAAUGAUUAGAUAUGCAAGAUAAUAAAUUGAUAACACAUAGCUGAGAGAGUGAUAAAGCGAUUAGUACUCUUUGAAAAAGCAUUGUCAACCCUGCUUUGCCGCAGUUGACAAUGUUUUCUCUAAGUAACAAUCUGCUAUAUCACCCGCUCAACUAUCUGUUAUUUAUAUAGUGUUAAACAGUGCAAACCAAAUUAUGAUUAAUCAUCAAAUUUACCAAUGUUAACAAUUAUAGUUUGGGAACAAAUUUAAACUCUCGUUUUGAAUUUUGUAUAUAAUUAACUAAUUAGUUUUGUAAGAAAAGUGUCAACUCUGUAUUAUAAAAUGUACAGUGUAUAUGUAUUAGAUUAAAACUUCUUGAAACUUCAAGUAAGUGUACCAUAGCAUAAUUUAGAACAAUUUUUAAUGUUACGGUGAUAUGUUUUUAGUAUGUCAUUAAGAAAAAUGAAUGGAAUUUUUAUGUAAUAGCCAUUGUGAUGACCGUAAGGCCCACGAACAGGUGUCAGGGGAAUACACAAUAGAAACUGAAUACAAUAUUAAUUUAAAGAGCAUGUCAGUAGAUUUACACUUCUCAAUUCUUUCUUGCAGGUGAAAACGUUAUUCCGUUUAUAUUUUUUGAGAUUUUUCCUGAUCUAUUCAAUAUAAAAGACUUUAUUUUAUUAAUAUGAUACGAAUGAUAAAACAAAAUAUACAUGUAAAAUGAAAAUAUAUCCCGAAAAAGUGUGAUUGAAGUAAUAUAUUAUGGAAUAGUGUGAUAAAAGUAAUAUAUUAUAAAAUAGUGUGAUUAAAGUAAUAUAUUAUGAAUUUCGUCCAUGAUUAGCGAA
Mytilus trossulus (common blue mussel) is the source of this 4009-nucleotide messenger RNA. Its product is annotated as vascular endothelial growth factor receptor kdr-like. Gene Ontology annotation, cellular component: signaling receptor complex; plasma membrane. Gene Ontology annotation, biological process: positive regulation of kinase activity; protein phosphorylation; cell surface receptor protein tyrosine kinase signaling pathway. The transcript has 11 exons. Bases 1 to 1461 code for a protein of 486 amino acids. Lineage: Eukaryota; Metazoa; Mollusca; Bivalvia; Mytilida; Mytilidae. Gene Ontology annotation, molecular function: ATP binding; transmembrane receptor protein tyrosine kinase activity. The record is from RefSeq and is a predicted model, not a curated record.